This is a messenger RNA of Priapulus caudatus, 2622 nucleotides long. Its product is annotated as selenide, water dikinase-like. The record is from RefSeq and is a predicted model, not a curated record. Gene Ontology annotation, cellular component: cytoplasm. Gene Ontology annotation, molecular function: selenide, water dikinase activity; ATP binding. Lineage: Eukaryota; Metazoa; Priapulida; Priapulimorpha; Priapulimorphida; Priapulidae. Gene Ontology annotation, biological process: L-selenocysteine biosynthetic process. Bases 386 to 1369 code for a protein of 327 amino acids. The transcript has 8 exons.
CCGCCAUUUCUGUGGGGAGUUGGAGGGUCUGUAGCGUGGCUGUGAUUAAAAAGAUAUCACGUAUUUAUCUUUGUAAAUAACUGGAUAAGGUUGUUUCUAUUCAGGAAUAUUCUUCACAGGUCGGGGAAAGGAAGCGAGAAUAGCAGGUAGCAGGAUGGCCACACCAGGCCAGGAGCACCUGGCGGCCGAAGUCGGACUGGAGCCUCUGCAGUUGAGACAGCCAUUCGACCCGGCGGCCCAUGAUCUUGAUCCAUCCUUCCGGCUCACUAAGUUUGCCGACCUGAAAGGAUGAGGGUGUAAGGUCCCCCAAGAAGUUCUGCUCAAACUCUUGGAGGGACUCGAUCAGAAUGGUGGCAACGGGCCGGAAGGUGACCAGUAUCUGGGCAUGCCGGCACCGAUGUCUAGCGUCAUCGGGAUCGGUAUGGACUCCUCGGUGGUGCCGUUAAGACAUGGAGGAUUGUUCCUAGUGCAAACAACAGAUUUCUUCUACCCACUGGUGGAGGAUCCAUACAUGAUGGGGCGCAUCACGUGCGCGAACGUACUUAGCGAUAUGUAUGCGAUGGGAGUGACAGAGUGUGACAACAUGCUCAUGCUACUAGGAGUGAGUCAGAAGAUGUCCGAAAAGGAACGUGACAUCAUCAUUCCCCUCAUUAUUCGCGGCUUCAAGGACUGUGCUGAGGAGAAUGGUUCACGGGUGACUGGCGGUCAGACAGUAGUAAAUCCAUGGCUGACCAUUGGAGGUGUGGCCACCAGUGUGUGUCAGCAGUAUGAGAUGAUUAUGCCGGACAAUGCUGUCGUGGGAGACGUGCUUGUGCUGACGAAGCCCCUGGGCACCCAGGUGGCUGUCAACGCACAUCACUGGCUGGAGCAGCCGGAGCGGUGGAAUCGCAUCAAGCUUGUCGUAUCCGAGGAUGACGUCAACAAGGCCUAUCACCGGGCAAUGGACAGCAUGGCUCGCAGCAACCGCAACUCUGCGAGACUCAUGCACAAGUACAAUGCACAUGGUUCCACCGACAUCACAGGCUUUGGCAUACUGGGUCAUGCCAAGAACCUUGCCCGUCAUCAGAAGAAUGAGAUCUCCUUCGUUAUCCAUAAUCUGCCCUGCAUUGCUAAGAUGUCAGCUGUUGCAAAGGCAUGUGGCAACCUGUUCGGUCUGCUGCAGGGUAUCUCCGCGGAAACAUCAGGUGGAUUGUUAAUUGCAUUGCCACGUGAACAGGCAGCGGCCUACUGCAAAGAGAUCGAGAAGUUGGAAGGUCGUCAGGCUUGGAUUAUAGGCAUAGUGGAAAAGGGCAGUCGGACAGCACGCAUAAUCGACAAGCCACGUAUCAUCGAGGUUCCCGCAAAGGACAAAGAGGGAGAGCUGUGGUAAAUGAUGUUACCGGGGCUGGGUGCAGUCGAAAUCGUCGACUAAUAACAGGGAAAUCUGCCCUGGCUGACAUUCCCUCCAUUUGGAGAGAAGUGUAAUUUGCAUCUCUCCACUUGUUCUAGUGUAUCGCCUGUGUAGCACCGCAUCUCAUUUUAUUUGUUCAUGGUUUGUGUUCUGAUACAAAAUCACGGCUGGUGAACGUUUUGUUAUUUCAGUCUGUAGCAGAGCAGUGGAAUGCAAUAAUGUUAUACACUCCUAAUUUAGCUUGAUGGGACGGCUGCAUGACGGUAGCUUUGAUUAUGCAGAAUAAACGUGUGCGUGUGUCAGUAUAUUCGUGCACAAAUUUUAGCGUUGAAAGCUAUCAAUGUUAGUGGCAAAAUUGAAUGCAAGGUAGAUAGGUGUUACGUUGUAAGCACAGUUCUAACUGUCGGUGGAACUGUCGGACUGUCAUACCAUGGUGUCAGUUCCAUCGGUCAGAGAAUAGGCCAUCCUUGUUAUUAAGAAUAGUCUCUACGUUUGUAUCACGUACCUCGGCACUUGCUGAUUGUGGGAUUUUGAGUGCCACUACGUCAGUGAAGUGAUUCUCUCUGCAGUCACUUGACCUUGUCCUCAUUUCCUUACUACCAUAUUUUCGUCGCAUAUUGUAUCAAUAUGAUCAUCGUUGGCACAGGCGAUGUAUUAGACAUUCGGCUGUAUAAUACAGUCUUUACUUACACUAUUAUAGUCUUUACAAUAGUAAGUAAAGAUUGAGUGACACUGCAGUGAUUUUGACAAAUUAUAAUCUUGCAGCAAUUGCUGUGAAACAAUUUGAGGAUGACAUUAUUCGGCAAAAAAUGCAAAAAAAAGGAGACAGCGUAGAGGUUUUCUGAUAUCCCAGUGUCUCACGCAGCGUGUGGGAAAUGGGGCGGGAGCAGACGCCCUUAGACCCUUCCAUGCGUGGCUCACUUGGGAUUGGACAACGUCGACUAUGCCUCUUGUGCCUGCGUGUGACGUCCCUCUGCCAAAUUGGAUUGUUCCUCUGUGGGGGGACAGAGAAACUAGGCAAGGGGGCAAGGCGGCCAUGCCCAAGGAUCACUAUUCCAAGUUACUCUGUGUUAUGUAUGGAUAUUACAUCUUGUACGUCCACUGUCAAAACAUAUUCACCGGUGCAGUAGGGCCCUGAUGCUAAUCAUUAUGUAAGUGUAUAAAGUGUCUAGUGUUGACACGCAAUUGCACAAAAAUUUUUGAUCAAUAAAUAUGUUUUCCAUACAUAAAUA